Messenger RNA from Capsaspora owczarzaki ATCC 30864, 395 nucleotides. Its product is annotated as ribosomal protein L29e. The transcript has 3 exons. The record is from RefSeq and is a predicted model, not a curated record. Lineage: Eukaryota; Filasterea; Ministeriida; Capsasporidae. Gene Ontology annotation, molecular function: structural constituent of ribosome. Bases 24 to 206 code for a protein of 60 amino acids. Gene Ontology annotation, biological process: cytoplasmic translation. Gene Ontology annotation, cellular component: cytosolic large ribosomal subunit; ribosome.
UCUCUCUUCCCUUCGUCUUCGAGAUGUCCAAGUCCAAGAACCACACCAACCACAACCAGAGCGUCAAGGCCCACCGCAACGGCAUCAAGAAGCCAAAGUCGAACAAGUACCCUUCGCUCCGCGGUGUCGACCCCAAGUUCCUCCGUAACAUGCGCUUCGCCAAGAAGCACAACGUUCUGCACGCUGGCGACAAGAAGCAAGAGUAAAAACCAGACCGUCCCCUCCUGGUUUUUGAUUUUCGCGUCCUGUUAAAAAGCCCCCCCCCCUGCCCUCCUGGUUCUUGGUCCCCCUUCAUGAGCUGAUCCCAGCGAGUGUGGCUUGCUUGCUUUGCAACCAAGCGGAUUUGUUUUCGUGUGUGCUUGUUCUGUGGCAAAUCACAAGCGUUGGACUUUUUU